CACACCAUCGCUUUAGAGCGGCGACCGCCUCCCCCCCGCCAAGGCCUGGGGUCCGCCACCCGUAUACGACGAAGCGCAAACGGCCGCCUGCCUGAGCCUUCACGACACGCAAAGGGGGGCCGGGGGAGGGCCUGGCAGACUGACACGCAGGAGGGUCACGCUCGCCGCCGCGGAUGCUGUUUGGGUGACGGGGCCGGCGCCGCCGCGGUGAGUCGGAGUCUGCGCCGCCGCCACCGGCCGAGCCCUGCUAGAGCCGCCAUAUUGCCCGAACCAGACGCUUCGCCUCUGCUACCGCCGACACCGCCGGUGGGCUCUUCCUCGUGUCGCGGUUUCUUCCCUCUCUCUGCAGAACUAGCCUGAGUUUUCGUGGCCUCCCUGUAUCCGGCCUUGCCGAGGAAAGCCCCCUCCCUCUUGUCCUUCUCCCGGGCGCUAGGCGCGUCUGAUUUCCCCGGACGGGGAGGAGCGGAGCCCUAGGCCCGAGCCGACCCUCUUCGCGCUAGCUGGCACGAAAGGAGAGCGAGCCCAGGGCCUUGCUGCUGAGACGCCCCAGCGGCGGCACGGAAUAGCUGGUGACGCAAAAUAAAAAAAAAAACAGCAGCCGCCCAAGCGCCCCCGAAAGGAACGGCGAGGCUCGAGCGGGCUGGCAAGAGAGGGGCUGCGCCCUGCAGUGCUUGUGGAAGCUUUAGCCGGCUACUGGCGGAGCAGCAGCGGCAGCUUUCGCUGGGUUCUUGCUCGGCAUGAGAGACAGGCCUGCUAGUUGUCGCGGCCGCUGCUGCCUGGGAUGAGAAACUCUGCGACCACACCCGCCGCAGCAGUCGCCGCCUUCCCCCAUCGCCAGCAGAACCAGCAGCAGCGGUGCCCGGGAUCGGAGCGGGCCUGGGCACCAGCGCCAAGAGCAACAGCGGCAACCAGAGACGCUGUGUGGGGAUUAUGCAAUGGUCACUGCAAGAUGGCUUGUUCUUGAGUUGGAGCUUUUUAAAACAGACAUAUGCUGGUACUUCAACUUUAUUAAGCGGACUAUAAAUUUUUCUCUUACAACGACUACCUAAGCAGACAAAAUUGCAAAAAUCUGCCCUGUUUCGAGUAUGACAGCCACGACCCGUGGCUCUCCAGUGGGAGGGAAUGACAGCCAGGGCCAGGCUCCUGAUGGACAGUCUCAGCCUCCUCUCCAGCAGAAUCAGACUUCCUCACCUGAUUCUUCAAAUGAGAAUUCUCCAGCUACACCUCCUGAUGAACAGGGUCAAGGUGAUGCUCCACCACAGCUUGAAGAUGAAGAGCCUGCAUUUCCACACACUGACCUGGCCAAGUUGGAUGACAUGAUUAAUAGACCUCGAUGGGUUGUUCCUGUAUUGCCUAAAGGGGAGUUAGAAGUUCUUCUAGAAGCUGCUAUUGAUCUCAGUAAAAAAGGCCUUGAUGUCAAAAGUGAAGCAUGUCAGCGAUUUUUUCGAGAUGGUUUAACAAUCUCUUUCACAAAAAUCCUUACAGAUGAGGCUGUGAGUGGAUGGAAGUUUGAGAUUCAUAGGUGUAUUAUUAACAAUACUCACCGUCUAGUUGAACUCUGUGUGGCAAAGCUGGCCCAAGAUUGGUUUCCUCUUCUUGAACUUCUUGCAAUGGCCUUAAAUCCUCAUUGUAAGUUCCAUCUUUAUAAUGGUACGCGCCCCUCUGAAACAGUUCCUGCUGGAGUUCAGCUGGCCGAAGAUGAACUUUACGCUCGUCCCCCAGACCCACGGUCGCCAAAGGGUUGGCUAGUAGAUCUCAUCAACAAGUUUGGCACAUUAAAUGGGUUUCAGAUCCUACAUGAUCGUUUUAUGAGUGGAUCAGCACUGAAUGUUCAAAUUAUUGCAGCGCUCAUCAAACCAUUUGGACAGUGCUAUGAGUUUCUAACACUUCAUACAGUGAAGAAAUACUUUCUUCCAAUUAUAGAAAUGGUUCCACACUUUUUAGAAAACUUAACUGAUGAUGAACUGAAAAAAGAAGCCAAGAAUGAAGCCAAAAAUGAUGCUUUGUCAAUGAUAAUCAAAUCUCUAAAGAAUUUAGCUUCAAGAGUUCCAGGACAAGAGGAAACUGUAAAAAACUUAGAAAUAUUUAGAUUAAAAAUGAUACUUAGGUUGUUGCAGAUUUCAUCUUUCAAUGGAAAAAUGAAUGCACUAAAUGAAGUUAACAAGGUAAUAUCUAGUGUGUCAUAUUAUACUCAUCGGCACGGUAAUCCUGAAGAGGAGGAGUGGCUUACAGCAGAAAGAAUGGCGGAGUGGAUCCAACAAAAUAAUAUUUUAUCAAUUGUCUUGAGAGAUAGUCUACAUCAACCUCAGUAUGUAGAAAAGUUAGAGAAAAUUCUUCGUUUUGUCAUCAAAGAAAAGGCCCUUACCUUGCAAGAUCUUGACAAUAUUUGGGCCGCACAGGCAGGAAAACAUGAAGCCAUUGUGAAAAAUGUACAUGACCUCCUUGCAAAACUGGCCUGGGAUUUUUCUCCUGAACAGCUUGACCAUCUCUUUGACUGUUUUAAGGCAAGUUGGACAAAUGCAAGCAAAAAGCAGCGUGAAAAGCUACUUGAGCUCAUUCGUCGCCUUGCAGAAGAUGAUAAGGAUGGUGUGAUGGCACACAAAGUACUGAACCUUCUGUGGAAUUUAGCUCAUAGUGAUGAUGUUCCAGUUGAUAUCAUGGACCAGGCUCUCAGUGCCCACAUUAAAAUCUUAGAUUAUAGUUGUUCACAGGAUCGAGAUACUCAAAAAGUACAAUGGAUAGAUCGUUUUAUAGAGGAGCUUCGCACAAAUGACAAAUGGGUCAUUCCUGCGCUGAAGCAGAUUAGGGAAAUUUGUAGCUUAUUUGGUGAAGCACCACAAAAUUUGAGUCAGACUCAACGAAGUCCCCAUGUGUUCUAUCGCCAUGACUUAAUCAAUCAACUUCAGCACAAUCAUGCUUUAGUAACGUUAGUAGCAGAGAAUCUUUCAGCAUAUAUGGAAAGCAUGAGGCAGUAUGCUAAAGAACAUGGAGAAUAUGAUCCGCAAACUGUAAGGCCAGGGAGUAGAUACAGCCAUGUGCAAGAGGUCCAAGAGCGGUUGAACUUCUUAAGGUUUUUAUUGAAGGAUGGUCAAUUAUGGCUCUGUGCUCCUCAGGCAAAACAGAUAUGGAAAUGUUUAGCUGAAAAUGCAGUUUACCUAUGUGAUCGUGAAGCCUGUUUUAAAUGGUAUUCCAAGCUCAUGGGAGAUGAACCAGAUUUAGAUCCUGAUAUUAAUAAAGACUUCUUUGAAAACAAUGUUCUUCAGUUGGACCCAUCGCUGUUAACAGAAAAUGGAAUGAAAUGUUUUGAACGUUUCUUCAAAGCUGUGAACUGCCGAGAAGGGAAGCUAGUUGCAAAGAGACGAGCUUAUAUGAUGGAUGAUUUGGAGUUAAUAGGAUUAGAUUAUCUUUGGAGGGUUGUGAUUCAAGGAAAUGAUGACAUUGCCAGUCGAGCGAUAGAUCUGCUAAAGGAGAUCUAUACUAACCUUGGACCAAGGUUACAAGUUAAUCAGGUAGUAAUCCAUGAAGACUUCAUUCAAUCCUGUUUUGAUCGUUUGAAAGCCUCCUAUGAUACUUUGUGUGUGCUGGAUGGAGAUAAAGACAGCAUUAACUGUGCAAGGCAAGAAGCAAUACGAAUGGUGCGAGUUUUGACUGUUUUGAGGGAAUAUAUUAAUGAAUGUGACAGUGAUUACCAUGAAGAACGAACAAUUCUGCCGAUGUCAAGAGCUUUUCGCGGAAAACACAUUUCUCUAGUAGUGCGUUUUCCAAACCAAGGUCGGCAAGUGGAAGAUCUGGAUGUUUGGUCUCAUACAAAUGACACAAUUGGUUCAGUUAGACGUUGCAUUUUGAACCGCAUUAAAGCCAACAGUGCCCAUACCAAAGUAGAAUUAUUUAUUGGAGGUGAACUAGUAGAUCCAGCAGAUGACAGGAAAUUAAUUGGACAGUUAAAUCUCAAAGAUAAAACACUAAUUACAGCCAAGCUUACCCAGAUAAGUUCCAAUAUGCCUUCAAGCCCUGAUAGUUCUUCUGACUCUUCUACUGGUUCUCCUGGAAACCAUGGGAAUCAUUAUAGUGAUGGUCCUAAUCCAGAAGUUGAAAGUUGCUUGCCUGGAGUAAUCAUGUCACUUCAUCCUAGAUACAUCUCGUUUCUUUGGCAAGUUGCAGACCUAGGCAGUAGUCUAAAUAUGCCGCCUCUUAGAGAUGGUGCACGCAUCCUUAUGAAAUUAAUGCCUCCAGAUAACACUACUGUAGAGAAACUAAGAGCUAUUUGUUUAGACCAUGCAAAACUUGGUGAGAGCAGCCUAAGUCCAUCCCUUGAUUCUCUUUUCUUCGGCCCUUCUGCUUCACAAGUGCUAUAUCUUACUGAGGUAGUCUAUGCCUUGUUAAUGCCUGCCAACUUACCUCUGGGAGAAGAUGCCACUGAUUUCCAGUACAACUUCUUAAAAAGUGGUGGCUUGCCUCUUGUCCUUAGUAUGCUAACUAGAAAUAACUUUCUGCCAAAUGCAGACAUGGAAACAAGAAGGGGUGCCUACCUAAAUGCUCUAAAAAUAGCUAAACUGUUGCUAACAGCAAUUGGCUAUGGUCAUGUUAGAGCUGUGGCAGAAGCUUAUCAGCCAGUUGUAGAGGGCACAAGCCCAAUGUCACCGAUCAACCAAGCAACCCAUGAUCAGGCAGUAGUUUUGCAGACUGCUCUACAGAAUAUUCCCAAUCCAACCUCAGAAUGCAUGCUAAGAAAUGUAGCAAUACGCCUUGCUCAGCAAAUAUCUGAUGAGGCUUCAAAGUAUAUCCCUGAUAUCUGUGUUAUUAGAGCAGUACAAAAAAUCGUUUGGGCUUCAGGAUGUGGAUCAGUACAGCUGGUUUUCUCCUCAAAUGAGGAUAUUAGUAAAAUUUAUGAAAAGACAAAUGCAGGCAAUGAACCAGAUGCAGAAGAUGAACAAGUUUGCUGUGAAGCACUUGAAGCGAUGACUCUUUGUUUUGCUUUGAUUCCAACAGCAUUGGAUGCACUUAGUAAAGAAAAAGCAUGGCAAACAUUUAUCAUCGACUUACUACUGCACUGUCACAGCAAAGCUGUUCGUCAGAUGGCACAGGAGCAGUUCUUUUUAAUGGCUACAAGAUGUUGUAUGGGACAGAGACCACUUCUUUUCUUUAUAACCCUGUUGUUUACUGUACUAGGGAGUACUGCAAGAGAGCGUGCUAAACAUUCAGGGGAUUACUUUACUCUAUUGAGACAUCUUCUUAAUUAUGCAUACAAUAGUAAUAUCAAUGUGCCCAAUGCUGAAGUUCUGCUUAAUAAUGAAAUUGACUGGCUUAAAAGAAUUAGGGAUGAAGUGAAAAGAACUGGAGAAACUGGUGUAGAAGAGACAAUCUUAGAAGGUCACCUUGGAGUAACAAAAGAAUUACUGGCAUUCCAGACUCCUGAAAAAAAAUACCAUAUUGGUUGUGAAAAGGGAGGUGCCAAUCUCAUUAAAGAGCUAAUAGAUGAUUUCAUCUUUCCAGCUUCUAAUGUUUACUUACAGUACAUGAGAAAUGGAGAGUUGCCCGCUGAGCAGGCCAUACCAGUCUGUAGUUCGCCAGCUACUAUUAAUGCUGGAUUUGAGCUAUUAGUAGCUCUAGCAGUGGGCUGUGUCCGAAACCUCAAACAAAUAGUAGAUACUUUGACUGAAAUGUAUUAUAUAGGCACUGCGAUAACUACUUGUGAAGCACUUACAGAAUGGGAAUACCUGCCACCUGUUGGACCACGACCACCAAAGGGAUUUGUAGGCCUAAAAAAUGCUGGUGCCACAUGUUACAUGAAUUCUGUCAUUCAACAAUUGUACAUGAUUCCUGCUAUCAGGAAUGGUAUCCUUGCAAUUGAGGGCACGGGCAGUGAUGUAGAUGAUGAUAUGUCUGGAGAUGAGAAGCAAGACAAUGAGAGCACUACUGACUCCCGGGAUGAAGUAUUUGGCUACCCACACCAGUAUGAUGACAAACCUACAUUAAGUAAAACAGAAGACAGAAAAGAAUACAAUAUAGGUGUUUUAAGGCAUCUUCAGGUCAUCUUUGGUCACUUGGCAGCAUCUAGGUUACAGUACUAUGUGCCAAGAGGAUUUUGGAAGCAGUUCAGACUCUGGGGUGAACCUGUAAAUCUGCGUGAACAGCAUGAUGCUUUAGAAUUCUUUAAUUCCUUGGUGGAUAGUCUAGAUGAAGCUUUAAAAGCCUUGGGUCACCCAGCAAUGUUAAGUAAAGUUUUGGGAGGAUCCUUUGCUGAUCAGAAGAUCUGUCAAGGCUGCCCCCAUAGGUACGAAUGUGAAGAGUCUUUUACAACGCUGAAUGUAGAUAUAAGAAAUCACCAAAACUUGCUUGACUCCUUGGAACAGUAUGUCAAAGGAGACUUACUGGAAGGUGCAAAUGCAUAUCACUGUGAAAAAUGCAACAAGAAGGUUGAUACAGUGAAACGCUUGUUGAUUAAAAAGCUGCCCCCAGUUCUUGCUAUCCAGUUAAAAAGAUUUGACUAUGACUGGGAAAGAGAAUGUGCAAUCAAGUUCAAUGAUUACUUUGAAUUUCCUCGAGAGUUGGACAUGGAACCUUACACAGUAGCAGGAGUAGCAAAACUAGAAGGGGAUGAUGUAAAUCCUGAAAAUCAGCUGAUACAGAAUGAACAGUCUGAAAAUGAACAUUCUGGGAGCACUAAAUACAGAUUAGUGGGUGUAUUGGUGCACAGUGGUCAAGCCAGUGGUGGACAUUAUUAUUCUUAUAUUAUUCAGAGAAAUGGGGGAGAUGGUGAAAAAAAUCGAUGGUAUAAAUUUGAUGAUGGUGAUGUAACAGAAUGCAAAAUGGAUGAUGAUGAAGAAAUGAAAAAUCAGUGUUUUGGUGGAGAGUACAUGGGGGAAGUAUUUGAUCAUAUGAUGAAGCGCAUGUCCUACAGACGUCAGAAGAGGUGGUGGAAUGCGUACAUUCUUUUUUAUGAACGUUUGGAUACAGUAGACAAAGACAAUGAACUAAUAAAAUAUAUUUCAGAACUUACUAUGACCACUAAACCCCACCAGAUUAAAAUGCCAUCUGCCAUUGAACGAAGUGUACGGAAACAAAAUGUACAGUUCAUGCACAACCGUAUGCAGUACAGUCUAGAAUAUUUCCAGUUCAUAAAGAAAUUACUGACUUGUAACAGUGUCUACCUAAACCCUCCUCCAGGACAAGAUCAUCUAUUGCCGGAAGCAGAGGAAAUAACCAUGAUUAGUGUUCAGCUUGCUGCUAGAUUUCUCUUCACCACAGGAUUUCACACCAAGAAAAUAGUUCGUGGUCCCGCCAGUGAUUGGUAUGAUGCUUUGUGCAUACUCCUUCGUCACAGCAAGAAUGUACGUUUUUGGUUUGCACACAAUGUCCUUUUCAAUGUUUCAAAUCGGUUCUCUGAAUAUCUUUUGGAAUGCCCGAGUGCUGAAGUGAGAGGGGCUUUUGCAAAGCUUAUAGUAUUUAUUGCACAUUUUUCAUUGCAAGAUGGGCCGUGUCCUUCACCUUUUGCUUCACCUGGACCAUCUAGUCAGGCCUAUGACAACUUAAGUUUGAGUGAUCACUUGCUGAGAGCCGUACUGAAUCUUCUUAGAAGGGAAGUGUCUGAGCAUGGACGCCAUCUGCAACAAUAUUUCAAUCUCUUCGUGAUGUAUGCCAAUUUAGGUGUAGCAGAAAAAACACAACUUUUAAAGCUCAGUGUACCUGCAACAUUUAUGCUCGUGGCUCUAGAUGAAGGUCCUGGUCCUCCAAUCAAGUACCAAUAUGCUGAACUGGGCAAAUUGUACACUGUGGUAUCCCAGCUAAUCCGUUGUUGCAAUGUGUCAUCACGGAUGCAGUCUUCUAUAAAUGGUAAUCCUCCACUUAGCAACCCCUAUGGUGAUCCUAAUUUAUCACAACCGAUAAUGGCACUGCAGCAGAAUGUGGCAGACAUUUUGUUUGUGCGAACUAGUUAUGUGAAAAAAAUAAUUGAAGACUGCAGUAACUCAGAAGAGACCAUCAAGCUACUUCGCUUCUGCUGCUGGGAGAAUCCUCAGUUCUCAUCUACAGUCCUCAGUGAAUUACUUUGGCAGGUUGCAUAUUCUUAUACAUAUGAACUUCGGCCUUACUUAGAUCUGCUUCUGCAGAUCUUGCUAAUUGAGGACUCUUGGCAAACUCACAGGAUUCACAAUGCACUUAAAGGAAUUCCAGAUGAUAGAGAUGGGCUUUUCGAUACCAUUCAGCGCUCUAAGAACCAUUAUCAAAAAAGGGCUUACCAAUGUAUAAAGUGUAUGGUAGCACUUUUCAGCAAUUGUCCUGUAGCCUACCAGAUUUUACAGAGCAAUGGAGAUCUGAAGAGAAAAUGGACUUGGGCAGUAGAAUGGCUUGGAGAUGAGCUUGAGCGUAGGCCAUACACUGGCAAUCCACAGUAUACAUAUAAUAACUGGUCACCACCAGUCCAGAGUAAUGAAACAUCAAAUGGUUACUUUCUAGAAAGAUCACACAGUGCAAGAAUGACCCUUGCAAAGGCUUGUGAACUAUGUCCAGAAGAGGAACCAGAUGAUCCAGAUGCCCCUGAUGAGCACGAGUCCUCCCCACCAGAAGAUGCUCCACUGUAUCCUCAUUCACCUGGUUCCCAGUAUCAACAGAAUAACCAUGUGCAUGGACAACCAUAUACAGGCCCAGCAGCACAUCAUAUGAACAAUCCUCAGCGAACUGGCCAACGAGCACAAGAAAAUUUUGAAGGCAGUGAAGAGGUUUCACCGCCUCAGACGAAAGAAUAGUGGAAAUGCACAUAAUUAACUUGCUUCAUCAAGACUGUGCACCCAGGCCUUACAGUCCAACUUUUCUCUGUGUCUGGCUAAUAUUUAGAAGAAGAAAAAACUAUUCCUAAUCAACAUGGAGUGAAGAGUCUAUUCACUGUCUUAUCUGCAGAAAAUUGCUGUCAAUAUAUAACCUGCCUGCAGUGGAAAGUGUAUAGUGUUUUGUAAUAAAUGGCCUGAUGCUAAUGUGUAAAUGGCAAAGGUGUAUAUAGUAUAUUAAUGUUUGACUGUUAAUUCUUAAGCAAGAAACAUUUUUUGUCUUGAUGAGACUCACAGAUCUACAAUUAAUUUCUUGAUAUAUCCGCUGCGCUCUACAACCAGUGUUGCCUGCCUAACGGCAGUUGGAUCAACUCCUUUCCAAAAAAAAAAAGAGAAAAAGAAAAAAAAGCAAGCCUCUCCAUGUCAACCACAAAAAUAGUUUCAUGUAAUUCUUUGCCACUGGAGUCGAUUUUACUAUGAGCAACGUAAUGACUGGUAACCUUUUAAUUAUUUGGUUGAUGUGGAAAAUUGGUGAUGUAACAUUGUUUCUAGGUCUUUUUCAUUGCCUUUUUCAUUCUGGUAUUAGGUUAAUCACUUUGAAGCUAUAGUUAAGCUGUAACAUUUAGCAUGGCUUCACACCAGGUUAGUGUAGCCAGUGAGGAAAGAAAAAUUACAGUUGUCUGAAAGUGACAACUAUGUUCUUCAGAGCCUUUUCUUCUGAUAUCUAGAUUAUUAAACGGGAGGGAGGGUUGGGCAAUGUGACAAACAGGUGGUUUUCAGUUGCACAUACGUUCCUCACAUCUGAUGUUUGACAGUUCUGUCUCUGGGUGGGAUACAAGAACACUUAGUUUUCAGUAAUAGGAAAUUAAAAGACUUAAAACAAAUAUGCAAAUUUUUGCUAUGCCAGGAUGCCUGGAGCAUAAUAGACUGUAUUUGGUGUGCUUGUUUUGUUUCUUUGGUAGAGCUUAUUUGAUAAACUUCUAACACUUUCCUUUCUACUGCAUUGCAGUGAAGCGGAAGUCAACAAAAUCACACAAUACUUGUGCCACUGCACCAAGUUAACUUGCUGGUUUCCUGCUCAUUCACAGUUCUACCUGAAAGCAACAAUUGUCUUUAUCCAUUAUAAAAUAAAUCUUAACCUUAGAAGCAGGGUUUGAUUAUUAAAAGAGAAACUACUGGUUAGUCAAAUGCAAAAUCUGAAGUAUCUAUUCCAGACUAAAGAUUUACUUAAAGACUUCAAGGAACGUAUCAGUAAAUACUGUAUUUAAAUUAAAAUUGGUAACUUGAAUGUGUGUAAUUAUUUUGGAGCCUGUCAAAACCAAAUACCCCUGCAAAACAGAUACAGCCCACCCUAUACUAUUUAAAUAUUUGCUGUUUUAUUUUAUAGAAAUUAUUUUGCUGAAUUCACAAAUAGAAUUUGAUUUAAGAAGA
Eublepharis macularius is the source of this 10193-nucleotide messenger RNA. RefSeq names its product ubiquitin specific peptidase 9 X-linked (gene USP9X). Gene Ontology annotation, molecular function: cysteine-type deubiquitinase activity; cysteine-type endopeptidase activity. The coding region runs from base 1086 to 8744 and encodes 2552 amino acids. The record is from RefSeq and is a predicted model, not a curated record. Gene Ontology annotation, cellular component: cytosol; nucleus. The transcript is spliced from 45 exons. Gene Ontology annotation, biological process: cell migration; protein deubiquitination. Lineage: Eukaryota; Metazoa; Chordata; Lepidosauria; Squamata; Eublepharidae.